This is a messenger RNA of Teleopsis dalmanni, 1410 nucleotides long. RefSeq names its product glucose-fructose oxidoreductase domain-containing protein 2. NCBI's taxonomy places the organism in Eukaryota, Metazoa, Arthropoda, Insecta, Diptera, Diopsidae. The record is from RefSeq and is a predicted model, not a curated record. The coding region runs from base 94 to 1257 and encodes 387 amino acids. The transcript has a single exon. Gene Ontology annotation, molecular function: nucleotide binding.
AAAAAAUCAAAACAAACAUUUUUUCACAAAUUUUGGCAGCGCCCAAGAUUUUAAUUAUAUUUUAUGUCAGUUUUUAAAUUAAGAUUUUAAAAAAUGUUGCCUGGUGUAGGCUUAUUUGGCACCGGCCAAAUAAUGAACGUCCUUGUUCCGCUCCUACGCGAGAAAGGUUUCGAAAUUAAAGCAAUAUGGGGUCGUACUCUGAAAGAAGCUCAGGAAAUGGCACAAUCUCAAAAAAUUACAUUUUACACGAAUAAAAUUGACGAUGUACUACUACACAAGGAUGUUGGUCUUGUAUUCAUAGCGUGUCAACCAUUUUUACACGCUGAAAUCUCAGUGAAGGCAUUAGGUAUUGGUAAGCACGUAGUGUGUGAUAAACCGAUGGGCCUGCACCAAAUAGACGCCAUGAAGAUGGUACGCGCUUCACAGUAUUAUCCUACACUCAUAUCCUUGGUAAGCUACUCGCUACGAUUUUUGCCAGCCUUCACGCAUAUGAAAAGAUAUUUGGACGAAGAAAUCAUUGGGCCAAUAGAGUUAGUUGAUGUGCGUGUGCAAAUCGGUAAAUUAUUUCCAGAAAAAUUCGACUGGAUGUGUGACGGGUUCAUGGGCGGUGGUGUACUUAAUCUGGUUGGGAGCCAUAUUAUUGAUUUAGUGCACUACUUGCUGCGUUUACAAGCUGUGCGUGUUCAUGGCAUCGUCCGUUCAUACACCCUCAUCACGCCAAAUAUAAAUGGAAUACGUCACAUAUCUGCUCCAGACUAUUGCAAUUUUCAAAUGGAAUUGCCCAACGGCAUAUUAGUCACGGUAUCAAUAUUUACUCACACAGUCCCUGCGAAAGGAUUUACGCAGGAAGUCAUCAUAUGUGGUAGUGAGGGUCAUUUGGCUGUUCGAGGCGGUGACUUAUUUUUAUUCAAAACAAAAAGUGGACUACCGCCACAACUGAAAGAAGAAGCACUUUACGUUGAUGUGCAAGAUUUACAUAUAUCCACAUCAGAGUCAUUGUUGCCACGCCCCUAUAUCAAGGGUUAUUGUAAAAUGAUUGGAGCAUUGAAAGAAGCUUUUGGCGCCGAGGAAGCAUCUUGGGUUAAGGAACCUGUGUUAGCUGCCGCAACAUUUGAGGAUGGCUUAUAUGUACAAGCUGUACUCGAGGCAAUACACAAUUCAAGUAACCUAAGGUCUUGGCAGCGCGUCAAAAUUAAAAGUGACACCCCUUCAAAUCAUGAUCAAAUAAUGAGAUUCGCGCGCAUGUCCACGAUGUGAACGUGACUUGCGUCGCAUAUUAACAUUGUUAAUAAAUUUAAAUUUAUUAAUUUAAACAAACUUUGUAAAUUAUAAAAAGCAAUUAUUAAUUUUGGUUUGUAUUAUUGAAAUACAAAAUUACAUUGCAAUAAAUCCGCAUAUACAAAAUCUCUG